Molecule: messenger RNA, 3163 nt
Organism: Pomacea canaliculata
Lineage: Eukaryota; Metazoa; Mollusca; Gastropoda; Architaenioglossa; Ampullariidae
Exons: 10
Coding region: 1206-2225 (339 amino acids)
Biological process (GO): proton transmembrane transport
Cellular component (GO): plasma membrane
Molecular function (GO): voltage-gated proton channel activity
Source: RefSeq, a predicted model, not a curated record
GAUGCUGCAUCGUCUGGUCUGGGGUUUGAACCAUUCGUUGUCGUCGUUAUCGAAUGAGUGUUGACAUCGCUGUGUGAGUCAGCCGUGGACAAACAGAUUCCACCAUCCUCCUCUCUCCACCCCUUUCUCUGGUUGGGUCAAUAUUGCACAGAAGGAAUAAUUUCCAAACCCACAUUCGCCAGGGUUUGUGUGUGCCGAUUAUUGACCCAAGUGACGAACGUGUGGAUGUCUGUAAGACCAGGCUUAUUGCCGAAAACAAGCCAACAACAAUUUUGAUUGGAAAUUGGAUAUCUUAUUUCCUGAUUCCUAAAUCGUUAAUCGUCGAAGAAAAACUAUCAUGUGGACUCUGUUUUUUUUACCAACAACAUGUGAGAUUCUCUUGGAUAUUUUUUGUUCAAAUUCCCAAAACGUGGUUUGUGGUGUAGUGUGAGAAGGGUUUUGUGUUUAGUGAUUGAAACACUGGAGCGAACCAUCGAAAACUGAACCAAAAACAUCGGACUAUCAACACCAAUGAUUGUGUUGAAAUGUAACAGAAGGAUCGAAUCGAGAUCAACCCCCCGUAAAGGUCUGACUCAAUGGAGGAGCCAAAACAUCAACUCUUGUUUAUCUACUGCGUAAUAGUUCAGAUCGAAGUGUCGAUGCUUUGUUGUUGGUGAUCUCGUACCUUCUCACUUCCACGUGACAUGUGCUGUUGCGUGCGUGACUAGACCAUACUCCUGUCACAAUGUCUGUCACAGAGCUACUCAGCAAGGAACGAGGGAUAGAACUGUUAUUUUGUCUAUGAAGCAUCAACAUGUUACGUUCACGUCACUCAACGUUAUGUCACGUAUGGCUAAGCCAGAUGGAGGGACAGAGGGACCCAGACUCACCCCUGGCGGGUCGACAUUCGAUCCAAGACUUUACCAGAUAGCCACUUGUUCUCUUUCAGCGAUUUCCAUGAAUUCCCAGACUUCAAAUAACUGUACCACACGAACUAGGCGAGGAAACGGAAGGGAAAAGCUUAUUCCACCUUUGUGGAUAAUAAAACACUUGUCAGGGAGACUGUAAGAGGCUCACCUUCCACAGUAGACUGCCUGGAGUGGAACCUAUGUUGUAGACCCAAAUGAGCGUGUUUAUAGUUAUCCUUGUGAAAAUGUGUUUAAAAUAGAACAACUUCUCGAGAAGGUUCAAAGGUUCUCGACGUCCUCGCUACCUGCACGAAGCAAAUGAAAAUGGCAAUAGUCCCUCUGCGCCGAGGCCAUGGGCUGGCAUCAAGUAUGGAGGUUCUGGCGGCCCAAACUCUGAAGAUAGCCAGCAUCAAUGGCCUGGGAGACACAGAAAAGAUUGAAACGGAGCUUGAAGACGAGAUCCGAUGGGAAGAAAGCCGUAGUCCUCCUAAAGAAAUUAUUGGCAGACUCCAGCGUAAGUGCGAGGAAGUGGUUCACAGCAAGCAGGUGCUGCUCUUGGUCAUCAUCCUCAACGUGCUGGACUGUCUGCUGAUCAUGAGUGAGAUGACCCUGGAGUUCUACCACGUCAGCUCUCUUUAUUUUGAUCGCCAAGAAACUGAGGACGAAUUUCUCAAAAAGAUGAAGGAGCAGUACCCGGUUGCUCUGCAAGAUACAAAAAUCACAGCCGUGAAUGUGCUCAAUCGGAUUGUGGCAGGCUUUGUCCUGUGGAUAUCCUCGUCUCAUUCGAUCGCCUACUUCAGGAACGACUGUGCAAAUUUUCUCAACGCCACUUCAGCCUUCAGUUUCAACUUAAGCAGCGAAGCCAACUCCACAACCGACAGACCGGAGGAGCUGGGUGUUUCUCUACUCGAUCAGGUUCUCAACGGGACGCGAAACUCAAACUUCUACGACAACAGCUCUCUCAUCAAAGAAUUGUCAACAUUUAACGAUGCGGUCAAGAUCAUUCACAGUCUUCAUUAUGGAAGUAUUUCCAUUCUCUCUGUGCUCGUUGCCGAGACCUUGGUGAAAAUAUUGUGUACUGGUCGACGCUUCUUCAAAAAGAAAAUGGAGGUGUUCGAUGCUGUAAUUAUCCUAAUUUCCUUCACCCUUGAUUUGAUCUUCGUGGAGGGACUGACAAACUUUGAAGUGCCAAACUUCAUCAUCAUUCUAUCCCUCCUGUUGCCUUGGAGGAUUUUGCGAGUUCUCAACAGUCUUAUCGUCGCUGUUAUGGAUCAGCAAAGGUUUCACAUGAAAGCUGCUCUACAAACAGAAACGAAAGGUCACCAAGCAACUUUCUGAGGCCACAGAAAAAAUAAAAGUUUUAGAGAAACAAGUGGAUGCCUUGAAAGACUUGUGUCUCAACAAAGGUGUUCAAGAGUGGGAGCUAAAUAAAAUCACUGGGCAGGCCAAUGGUCAAGGGGAAUGAAGGCGCUCAGCAAACUCAUCUUCCAGGCUGCGGAUGCAUUCGCGCCCAUGUCCAGCCCGCAGCUGAACGGCGGCCGAUCCUUCUUGAAGGACGACACGUCCAGUGCCCGCUCGCUGGACAGUCAACAGUGCGAAGACCACGUGACCAAUGGCGACGUUGUGCAUCGCUGGGGUCAGGGAGAUGAGCGGCGUGCUGCAGCUGGAGGCAGUGCCGAUCCCGAGGCCCCGAACCCGACCUUGUGGUUGACAGACUCGUCCGGUAACUUGGACAUGAACAUCAACGAUGAAGACUUCAUUUCCAGACUGUGAACUCAGCCUUGUUCUUCCUACCAGACUGGUUGCGGGUGCGCAAGCCACACCCUGGCACAAAGGAUGCAUUGCGUGGACUUUGUUUCCCCCACCUCCUCCAUCUUUAUUUGGACGGGGAGAUUACUGUGCUCACUAGGAUGACGUGCUAAAAAUAAAAAAAUCCCUUCCUAGUCAUCGUAAGAAUUUUUUUUUAGACACCAAGUCAACACCAAGAGCACUUGGACCUUGACCCCGUGUUCUGCUGGAGUCAGAUCAAAGUCGACCGACACAAAAGUGUUUAAUCAGGUGCCAGCCUAGAACACGAGGACUUGAGCUGGAAAAUUCCCACAAGCUCAUAGGCGUGUGUAGAUAUGUGCACACAUGGAUGUCUAAGCGUACAAACUGGUGAUGUCUGUGUGAGCCUGUACAAGGUAUAAGAGUGCUUAGUAAACUGCGUGUGUGUGUGUGUGAGUGAUAGAGAGCAAAUACAAAGAAAGAGAAGAGAAAACUACGCCAAAAAAAAA